CAGGAACAACUACAACCCAAUCUCUUUACCUUUCCAGUUUCCUAAAAAAAAAUAAAAAAUUAUGUUACCAGAAGCACCAAUGCCGUGGAUCGGUAUGUAUGUUGCAGCAGCAUCUCUAGUCUGCAUCCUUGCAAUGGCUGCUGACGUCUUCCAGGGGUUCCGCAACAGAAAACUCUGGUUUCCAUGCAAAUUUUUCACUCUCAACGCAGCUUACCUGACAUUGUUAGGUGUAGCAAUGAAGCUGCCAGUGGAUCUGACUGCUCAGAUGCCAGGCGUAACAGACCAGGUGGCGAAACUUACCAGCAUCACCUUCCUGUCUACAAUUAUAGAAGCACGCAUCAGGAUAUUUUUAUCGGAACACUAUUCUGAUCCACGCAGCUUUAUUCUUGGAUCAAGUUAUAAAUGGUCAACCUUCGUCAUUCACGAGAUGCAGACUUUUGGAGUGGUAGUAGGUACAAUUGCCCCAACAUUUAGAUGCGUCACCGCCACAAGAUUAAGGUGUUCGGGGAAAAGAGUCAAGAGCUACAAAACUGAGUUUAAAACAGAGAAUUAUUGGAUCAAAAGGCUAGUUGGGUGGAAAGAGAGCUCCUUAGCUUUAGGAUUCCGGAGUCAAAUAUGCAAAAAACUCGUUUCUAGCACAAAGAAUCUAAUUGUGGACUUAUGUAUAGGAGUUCAAAUUGUGAUUGUCUUGGCUAGCAAAUUAAUUAUGCUAAUCUCUUUUGUCUUCAUAAGCCCGUUCUUGUUGUUUGGGGACUUGUACUACAAGGUCAUAUCUAAACAUAUUUUCUCAAGCAAUCACCCAAGAUCAGAACUGGAGCCUGCGGAGUCGGAUCUCAGCCGUUAUGUUUUGUAUCUUGAAGGUGAGCAGGAACUGCUCUUGCAGAUUAUGAAGCACAACAGGAAUGCUACUGAUCAUUUUAUUCAGAAGGGUAAAAAUCAGCAGCCAAAAUAUUUGAAAAAGCUUUUAGAUAAAUCUAAAACUUUCAUGGGGGUGGCAAGGUUUGACAGUGACCAUGUUUCAUCGCUACAUUUGGAAGAACCUCUUAAUUGUUGGUCUCUUCCUGUGGUUACUCUUACAAGUAUUGCCAUUGCACUUCCAAGCAUUGAAAAAGAUAAUGUGAAGUUGUUGCUUCGAAGUGUGAAUGAAGGCCUCUGGUAUGCCAAGCUAAUAGAAAAAUUCUUGAAUGCCAAAACUGAUAUGCUAAACAUCAGAAAUGCAGCAGACUCAGUGUGGUCAGGAGUUUAUCUUUUUCGCAAAUGGCUAAAUGCGGAUCUUCAAAAAAUUGCACUUAAUGCAAAAAACUUCACAGAGACUCUUGUGAAACUUGCUGACAUAGCUAAAAAAGGUGUCAUUGAGUUCAAGAAAAACAUGAAUGGAGAUCCGAAGGAAAACCCUCUGAAUUGGCCCAUCAAGGUUAUUGCUGCAAAUUCAAUGUACAGAAUCAGCCAAACUGUGCUGCAAGAUACUGAAGGCAGCAAUGAGACACUUUUCGAGGAAUUAUCUAUUAUGAUCGCUGAUAUAUUGUGUGCUUGCCUCACCAACUUGCCACGUGUCAUACAUAUGAAAUUCUUUGAGGUCAUAGAAAAGAGGGAGGACAGUGUCCGGCAUGCUGCUCAACUUAUUGGUGAAAUGGAAGAGAUCUUGAAAAUCCUUCAAGAACGUAAGCUUCCUAGUCUGGACCCAGCUGAUAAAUUGGCUUACAUUGAUGAGUGGCGUGAUUACGCGAAGGCAAAUACCGAGGCUUUCACUUCUUUAAACAAUGAUGGCACAUCUUCUUCUGGUUCUGGUGAAGUGUAGAAGGCUUGCAUGAGAAAAAAUUGGCAUAUUAUUGGUAUGUUAUGUACUUGUUUACGAGUUCCAUAUGUUUAUAUAUUGUAUGAAUUAUCUGUUUUGAUUUUGUAAAAGCUUUUAAUUAACACA
Cornus florida is the source of this 1921-nucleotide messenger RNA. RefSeq lists its product as uncharacterized. The transcript has 2 exons. NCBI's taxonomy places the organism in Eukaryota, Viridiplantae, Streptophyta, Magnoliopsida, Cornales, Cornaceae. The coding region runs from base 62 to 1798 and encodes 578 amino acids. The record is from RefSeq and is a predicted model, not a curated record.